This is a messenger RNA of Aedes albopictus (Asian tiger mosquito), 603 nucleotides long. RefSeq lists its product as uncharacterized. The record is from RefSeq and is a predicted model, not a curated record. The transcript is spliced from 2 exons. Lineage: Eukaryota; Metazoa; Arthropoda; Insecta; Diptera; Culicidae. The coding region runs from base 43 to 600 and encodes 185 amino acids.
GAUACAUUCACGUGACAUUCAGUCCUCGUCACACAACAUACAAUGGAAUACCUUCUCGGAAUAGCAUUCGCUUUACUGUUUCCUACUACUUUGGCACUGUCGCUCGGCAUUGAACCGGAGAUUACCUUUCAACGGAUCGAGCAAACCAUGGGAUACGAUAUUUGGCACACCCACCUUCGGGUAACUAAAUUCAACAGAUCCUGUGCCAUCAUCAAUGGAACCGGAGACAUAUUCGUCGAUUUGGACAACAGCUACACGCUUCAAAUUGAAUUCGCGCACAGUCGACUGGGCAACAACCAGUUCAACAUAUCGCCGUUUAAAAUACCGGAGCAACCAUUUUGUCACUUCAUGAACGGAACCUAUCGGGAAUAUCAGUCGAUGUUCGUCAAUCGGUCCAACUUGCCCAUGGUGGGCCCCUCGGAAGGGCUGUGCCCGUUUCCGGCCGGACAGUACUGGAACAAGAACGUGAUGUUCGAUGCUAGCCAAGUGCCCAUUGCAAUGCCCGAGGGGUUUUGGCGCGUAACGUUGCUGGUCAAGAGGAAAAACAGCAGCGCGGACUUCAUAAUUUACUUGAAAAUGUCGAGGGAGUCGUUCUGGUGAGUG